AUGAAUCGCGCUACUCUCCCCCCUCUGAUUGGUCGGCAACACGUUCUCCUACGCAGGCCUCCAUCCAAUCAGAACAACGCAAAGUUCUGCUGCGGAAGAAGGAUGCGAAGGAGAUGGCCGAAGUUAGAUAACCCAGCGGGUGGAAAUAUACACAUGUAUAUUUGUAUGAAAAAUGGUCACGGACGUUAAAAUGAUGGGAGUGAGGACCAGGGGGCCGCUGCUUGGCCUGGUGGUGGUCUUUCUGUGGUGCCUAGGCUCCGUGCGCUGUUUCGGACAGAGCCAAGACAGCGAGUUCACCUUUUUGCUACCAGCCGGAAGAUCCGAGUGUUUCUUUCAGUCAGCAAUAAAGAACGGUACGAUGGAGGUCGAGUAUCAGGUGAUAGCAGGUGCCGGCAUGGACGUGGACUUCACCGUCUCUUCCCCGAAAGGCGUCCAGCUCGUCAGCGAGUCUCGCCGCUCCGACGGAGUCCACGUGGUGGAGCCCACAGAGGAGGGGGACUACGAAAUCUGCUUUGACAACAGCUUCAGUCGCUUCUCGGAGAAGAUGGUGUUCUUCGAGAUCAUCAUCGAGGGGCAGGGGGGGGACGUGGGGGGAGACGAGGAGUGGCCCGGGUUGGAGGAGCCCGACGGAAGCAUGCUGGAAUACAAGCUGGAAGACAUCAGGGAGUCCAUGGACUCCCUGCACCGGCGCCUGGAGCGCAGCCGGCAGAUGCAGACGGUGCUGCGGGCGUUUGAGGCGCGGGACCGGAACCUCCUGGAGGAUAACCUGUGGAGGGUCUCCUUCUGGUCCUGCGCCAGCGUGCUGGUGAUGCUGUGCGUGGCCCUCACUCAGGUCUACACGGUGCGUAAGCUGUUUGAAGAUAAGCGGAGGGUCUGCACGUAGAGAGGAGGAUCCAGCCGCCAACACCUCCAGAGCAAAAAAGGGAAUGUUGGUGGGUCGCAAAGGGCCACCUAACGCCGGUUAAUUUCAUUUCAUUUAGUGCCUUCAACGUCAGAUCUUACCACAAAACAAUGGGGAAGUGCACUAUGCUGCGCCACGCCUCUGGAACUGGCUAAUGGUGACGGCUUUUUAAUCACAGGAGCAGAACGUUAGGUAAAGGUGGAAGGCUGAUGUGUAAGACGACGCCGGUCUGCUGGUUUACAAGUGGCGACAAUGUGCAAUAGCGUUAUCGGCGUGCUUUUUGUGAUCUCCACCCAGUAAGACUCAGCUGUGAAAUCAGUGGUUGAAGUGUCUCAUUGGUUACAGACUUGUUGACGAUGACAUUUUUAGUUUUUGCUCCAAUUUAUUUUUAUUUUUUAGAGGGUACCAAUUCCUGCUCAUGUGCCAGUAUGUGUCCACGCUGAGGUUUUUUACGGUUAAUGUUGCAAAAUAAACGAGAGGGACCAGCGUGAUUGCCAGUAGUUUGUACACAUCAGCUUCCUUCCAAGACACGUGUCGAUAUCUGUUUUUACUGACGCUGCGUUUUAGGUCAUGUCUUGCUUUUUUUCCUGGCUGUAUUUUCAUGAGUCAGAAGAAUAUGAGUUGUUUUUAUUUGUUUUUUUUACUCUCCUCAUUUUCUUUUUUUCAUUUUUAAGUAAAGAAACAUUCUGUAAAACAAACAAAAAAAAUAUCAGGUUCUACUCGGCUUAACUCUCGACAAUGAUAUAAAGAUGUUUUUUCACGUAGGAAGUGCUUUGAUACAUUUUAUGAUAUAAACAUGUAGUUAUGAGUUAAAUCUAAACCUGAUGAGAUGAUCUUGGUUUUUCAUCUUUGUGCUCAUACAACUUUGGAGGGGGAAAAAGUUGUGUGGAACUACGGCGCUGUCACAAUUAAUGCUCCCUAAUGGUGUUAAGACAAAAAAUAAAUCAAUUACACAAACGGUAUUUUUUACUCAAGCUUGUCCCUGCAUUGACCCCAGACCAGUUAUAAGAGCCAUGAGAUGUACAGGUGUGUUCUGAAUCAGGAAGCCAGAAGAAAAAUAAAACCAAUAGCCAAACUAUUGUGCGAAUGCCUUUAUUCCAUAAUUAACAAGUCACACAUUUGGCAGAGUUGUUAUUUCUUACAGUUGCCUCUCAGGUGAGGGUUCUCAGUAGUGUUCACAUGUUGUAAAUGAGUAAUAAAGCACGAGGCUACACUAGUGUGUGGAAAGUUACCUGGUAUUAUUGCUUUCAGUUUAACGUGAUAGACGGAGGCGAACCCAUCUCUCACACACACCCACACAUAAUGUUGGUUUUGACACAGCCACUGUCGUGGUCUCGACCUUUUUGUUUUGUCAGGGCCAAGAAAUGCAACAGCUUUCAACCACAGAAAGCCGGUUUGUUUCAAGUGCCCUCAAGGGGCGCAGAGCCCCGCUGCCUGAGCCAAUGAGAGGCUUCACCUGAGGGCUCCUCACCACUGGCCGGGACGGGAAGGGACUUGUGGUGGUCGCCUGCGUGAGAGGGGCCGUAAAAAUUUCCAGUUAGUCUCCGAUCCCGCAGAAAGGGGGAAAAAAACAAAAAACCCAGCUUUCCAUCGCUUUUCUCCAUCCCGUCGACUGCGAAAAGCCCUAAAAACGACUAGCGCAGUCAAUGGCGCGCGUUGCCACUGGCAACCACUGUUACCAUGGUGACCACGGCUCCAUCCGAGAGUGAGUAAUGAAAGUCUUGCAAGGCUGCACACAGAGCAGAGGAGGGUUUCUGUGUGCGAGGAGCGGUUUGCAUCUCUCUGACAUGCAAACCUGGAGGUCUUCAUCUGAACGCGCUGGUGAAAAAGGCCUCAGAAAAGAAGGAAACUGAGAAAUGAAGGAAAGUAUCGAUAGCAGAAAAAAAAAGCACCAGCCACCACGCCUCCUCCUUUCCAUUCUUUUAUUCACUCUUACACCUUUUUUUCCCCCCCUCCUCUCGUUAUGGCUGUCAUUUCUGAUGUCAUUUUCAAAGGAAUCCACAUAAGAUGCAGAAAAUGAGCAGGUAUGGGAAGUAACUGUCAGAGGAUGAUUGACGGAGUAAAGUUGUUCUCAACAACAGCUUUUUUGUGGUUGUGUUAGUCACACCGGGGAGCCAGCUACAUCCACUGACCUGUGCUUACUCAAAACAGAGAAAUCGUACAACACGACCGUAGCAUGCUGCAGUAAAGUGAAAACAAGCUUAGUAAUCAGCAAAAAAAAAACAUUUAAGCAAACAAAUUUCAUUGGUCAGUCUCGGUUUAAGAUGCCUAUUUGAAGCUAAUAAAAUGGAAAACUGCGUUGAUUUUAUGAAAAAGUGCCGCUUUCUCAUUGAGGUGCUGAGUGUGGAAAUUUACUGACGAAAUGUAAGCAAAGAUACACUGAACGGAAGUUAUUGAUUUUUUUUUCGCGUAAAAAAAAAAGGAAAUUCAUUUAAUUCCAUUCAAAUGACAACACUGAGGAUGACUACUGGGUUUAUAUUCCUAACUAAAAUGUCAUCUCUAUCCCUUUUUCAGAAUACCGAGUCAUCAUGUAGUUGUUAAAAAUAUCUACACAUUUAAAGGCAGUUGCAUACAAAAUGCUUCAGCAUCAGAUCACCAGAUACAGUAGUCUGUAGUUACAACAUGAAACAAAGUCUAGUUGCUAUUUGUUCUGCUUGAGAGGAAUAUAGAUGUGUAAACUGUAAACUGAGUCUGUAUGACCAGAAUAGAACAAAACACAGGGUUUUUUGUGUGUUUUUUUUAGUCAAGCAGGGAGGGCUCUGAAGGACGGAUGACGGUGGGUCUGUUGGGGGCAGCCGGGGGUCUUCUGGGAAUGCCCGGGGGCAGAGCUGGGGGCACGCGGGCCGGCCUGGACGGAACCAGAGGCACAGCAGCAGCAGAGUUGGGGUCCGCUCCGAAGGCCGGCGGCGGGCCGGGCCUGGACGGCACGGGGGGCGCCCCGAAGGCCG
Messenger RNA from Menidia menidia (Atlantic silverside), 3849 nucleotides. NCBI's taxonomy places the organism in Eukaryota, Metazoa, Chordata, Actinopteri, Atheriniformes, Atherinopsidae. The record is from the annotation of a GenBank genome assembly.